This is a messenger RNA of Alternaria burnsii, 408 nucleotides long. RefSeq lists its product as uncharacterized. Lineage: Eukaryota; Fungi; Ascomycota; Dothideomycetes; Pleosporales; Pleosporaceae. Bases 1 to 408 code for a protein of 135 amino acids. The transcript has a single exon. The record is from RefSeq and is a predicted model, not a curated record.
AUGUCUUCCACUAGCUCAACCUACCACAUUCCGUUCCCAAAGAACUUUCUCACUGUCAACACUCCCGUCAAGAAGCAGUCCGGUUCCGGUGUUCAAUCUCCCACCGAGCCCGUCAUGCCUGCUCACGGGUUUCUAUCCAACCGACCAACGCGCCACCAGUCUGUUUCCUCAGUCUCAAGCAUCACCAGUGUCGCAGCCCCACCCUCAGAGGCUAGCACUAUCAGCGCGCCAUCUUCUCCCACCACCAAGGCUGCCGAUUCACCUAUCCUUGGUCCGAAGAUUUUCGCUCCUCUGGCGGUUAAUGCAAAGCACGCGCUUCCACCGAGCACUUCUUCGGAGAUGAGCAACGUAGAGAGACAGAGGCGCAUGAGCUUCGAGAAGCACACUUUCUUGUCCAACAAAUUCUGA